Schistocerca gregaria is the source of this 3628-nucleotide messenger RNA. RefSeq names its product leucine-rich melanocyte differentiation-associated protein-like. The coding region runs from base 196 to 936 and encodes 246 amino acids. The transcript has 6 exons. Gene Ontology annotation, biological process: melanocyte differentiation. The record is from RefSeq and is a predicted model, not a curated record. NCBI's taxonomy places the organism in Eukaryota, Metazoa, Arthropoda, Insecta, Orthoptera, Acrididae.
AUGCACUCGUAUUUGCGCAAGUAUUUGAGCAUGCAUUUCAUUGUGUGCGCACGGACCAUUUAAGCCUUGCGUCACAGUUCAAAUGACUCGUAAACAAAUGAUAAACGUCAAAAUUUUUAUGGAACAAAAUAUAAUCUCUGCAAUGUGAAGUGAUUUGUUUACAGUGUCGCGUAGAUUUAUAAACACAAUUCGAUCAUGAAAACCAGUGAUUUGUGUUUGGAAAAGGACAUUAAAUGUGCCGAAGUGAAUCGAAAUGCCAUAAUUUUCGAAAACAGUAAGCUAACCUAUGUGGGUCAAGACUGCUCGCGUAUUCCAUCUCCAUUGAUACAACUGUAUGCACCAAGUGUGCAGUAUAUGGACCUUAGCUUCAACCAACUCUCAACUCUUCAGGGCCUUGAACAAUUCACCUUGUUGAAAGAACUGGUGUUGGACAACAACAAUUUAACAGAUACGUUGUGCCUGCCACGUUUGCAGCAUUUGCAUACACUUUCCCUCAAUAAGAAUAAUAUUGUCAACUUAGAGCUCCUGUUGAACAAAAUAUCAAAUAAUUUGCCAGCGUUACGGUACCUGAGCCUUUUGGGGAAUGUAGCAUGUCCAAAUCAGCUGUCAGACAUGGAAAAAGAUGAAGAGGACUACCAAAGAUACAGGUACUAUGUACUAUAUAGACUACCUAAUCUUCAAUUUCUUGAUUCAACGAAGGUAACAACUGAAGAGCGUUUGGAAGCUAGUCGCAGAGGUCAGUUGAUGAAGGUGGUCUGCCCAACAAAUGUGGAAGGUAGAGAUGACUCGCCUGCAACCUUCAAUUCCAAGUACACACCACUACCAGGUUCUAAGCGAAGUAUUGGAGAUCAUCAAGGUGCAUAUGGUAAAUGUCGGUACCGCUACUCUGGGAAACACUCUGAAGGGAAUCGUUUCAUUAAGAAUAAUGACCUUUAGGAAAUAGAAGCAAGACAUGCAGCUGAUGUCACUGUAAAUUUAAUGUGGUAUUGUCAUUAUCUUGUUUUCUCUCCUUGCACUUCUCUCAUAAUCAUUAAGUUACUUUCCCAUAGCAUAAUCAAACAGUGGAAACUCCAGGCUGGAAUAUUAACAAUAUUAGGAAAAGGAUAGAUUGCUACCCACUGUAAAAAUGGCCCAUUGAGUUGUAGUCAGGCAGAACAAAAAGAUUUUUCCAGCAAAGAAAACAUGGACUUGCUUGUGUAAAUGUGUAUGUGUGUUUUCUUUGCUGAAGGGCUUUGCCCAAAAGCAAUGAUGUGUAACCAUUAUUUUGUUGUGCCUUUCCCUUUUUUUUUUUUUUUUUUUUUUAUAGACAGCAUAGUGGUCAUAAGUAUUUCAUGUUUUACAGAACUUAUUUUAAUUGUAAAUGAGAGCUUAUGUUCAAUGUAUCAAAAAGAAAAUCCACUUACUAGCUUACAUUCUGUGGCGUACAUGUGUGAAGUACAUUUCUUGUAUAUUGGCACACUAUGAGAGUACACUUUUAUGUUGCACACAUUGCUCAAACUAACCAUGACAUGAUUUGGUAUGUCAUUUUAUAUAUAUUUUUUCAGCUACCUCAUAUUUACCAACCUAGUAUGAAAUAUUUACUGCUUCAGAUAGCCAAAAAGAAAGGAAUUUCCAGAGUAGGAAAUGAAACCACCUGGAUACAUUGAGAAAAGUAGUCACUGCUGAUUGUGGCAAGCAGAGUUCUGUUGUAACUGUAAAUGUUUUUUCAACUUCAUCAUAAAAGAAGUGAAAUUUGUCAAUCUUGUUAGUCUGUUAAACACCUCAGUUUGUCAUCCUGUGACAGAAUUGCAUUGAACUAAAAACUCCACAAUAGGAAUUACAUUCCCUUGAUGCCUAGAGCCCUGUAAUCCAGUGUAAUUGAGGUAGGUGCUGGUACAUUACAACAGUAACAAGAACAGGUGUUAGUGAAUAUUUUCUGUUACUCUGACAUGGGGUUACCUCUGCAGGCCUUUCUUAGAUUGGUAUGAAAUUAAUAUCUGUUCAUUAUUAAUGGCAACAGUGUCUGCAUUUAUUAAAAUACUAUGUCCUUCAGACAUGCAUCCAUGUCUGAACAAACAGACACUGUCUUUGAUGAUUUGCAGCUGUGGGAAUUAUGAAAUGGAUUAACAUAUCAUGAAUAUGUAUUAGCAUCAGCAACUUGUAACAAAUGAAAAUUUGUGCUGGAUGGGGACUCUAAUCCAGAUUUCCAACUUGUCAUCAGCAGUUGCCUUAAUCACUUCGGCUGUCAGAGCAUGCCCUCAUUGCCGGUCCAAACCUUGGCUAUCCAAGGUUCAGAUUGGUACGGGGGGGCAUGCUUAAAUAGCUGAAUCUAAUGUUUGGAGCACCACUGAGGGCAUGUUCAGAUAACCUGAGUGGUUAAGGCAGUUGCUAGUGUCAAGUGGAAAAUCCAGGUUCGAGUCCCAGUCCAGCACAAACUUUUAUUUUUGCCACAAGUAGCUGAUGCUAAUUCACAAUAUGUGAAUCCAUUACAUGUUCAUUACUUCCACUACACGCCAUAGGACUGUAGAUGUAUAUGUCAGAUCUAGUUAACAGAUAUGAUUGAAUUUACAUUAUUUGGGUGCUUUGGAACUAUUGUUUCUAUAUCAAGUGGAAAACCUAAUCUAGCAGCAGCAGCACAGAAAAUAAGUUUUGUGAUAUAGUUAGAAUUGACAUUAACAUGAAAUGUAGCCAUUGUCAUUUUAUAAUUGACAAGUUAUAAACUUCUACCUGUAAAUUGGGUUCUGAUGCCUAUGGCCAUUUUAAGUAGUGCAAUUGUUAACUGAUCUUUUAUUUGAAUGGAGAGAACUACUGAAUCAAAUACAAAUUUAAUACCACAUUUUUUUUCACUAAAAUAUACAGUGUGUUUUGCGUCAUUAGAUCUGUUUCCAAAACGAAUUGUGCAACAAUUGACCAAGGAGAUUGAGUACAUGUUAGAAAUGUGUCAAAGAAAAGUGAAAGCUAAUGAUGAUAAAGUUAGUCAUCCUAAUUUUUGAGACUACUGUAUUGGCAGGUCAUAAAAAGAAGAAAAAUUGAUGAAAACUGUGGUCAUUCAUAACACAAUAAAAUUGUGUAGGAGUUGUUAAUUUCAUAACUGUCAGUUCAAGUCUCAUCUUAGAGAUAAACUGGACAAAAGCUACAGAAGAAACAUAUUCUUAAUAAACUUUGCCAUUGUUAUUAUUUACUACAAUUGCUACUACCAUUAUAAGUUGAUCUUAAAAAUUGCGAAAGUGGAAUAGUCAUGUGCAAAAAUAAAAGUUGUGCCUUAACAUUGUACCACUGUUUCAUGGCAGAAAUAAAUUUGACCAAGAUAGACUAAUCCUGUAUGAGCUUUACUGCAAUAUUAAGAAUCUCAUGUGAGAAAUGAUACUCUUUAAUAACAUGACGGUAAGAAGGUAUUGAUGUUUGUUUUCAGCGGUUGAUAUUGUGAAAUAUCUCUUGAUACUUUUGUAGAAAAAUAUUUUAUUAUCUUAAUAAACUGAGUGGUAUAUCUAACAACUGUGAUGUCACCAACAAAGAUCUGAAACAUGUACAAAUACUUCUCUCAUAUGAAUCAUGUUAUUCUAUUAAGGCCUUUGUGUGUAUAACUCUUUGAUACGUAACAGAUUUUGUAUUGUAUGCGAGAUUUUGUAAAUAAAUAUAGUUAACAGUU